Molecule: messenger RNA, 1908 nt
Organism: Rhipicephalus sanguineus (brown dog tick)
Lineage: Eukaryota; Metazoa; Arthropoda; Arachnida; Ixodida; Ixodidae
Product: arylsulfatase B-like
Exons: 12
Coding region: 1-1908 (635 amino acids)
Source: RefSeq, a predicted model, not a curated record
AUGGCGCCCCUAUGCGUCCCACCCCUUGGCGUGCAGCGACCUGAGGCCCCCAAGAAUACUGGUGUACCGCAAGACGCUAGCGAGAAGCUGAUCACUCCGCCCACAGAUGAUCUCCAGGCGCAGAGGAAGCGGCUGAUGAUCGUCCUGCUGGCCGUCGCUUCACUCGUUGUCACCUUGCUCAUAACCGCUCUUCUGCUGGCGCUGUUCAGGGAAGUCACCUAUCAAGGCAUAUUCUCCACGCCCCCUGAUAUCGCGACUCCCAUGAAAAUCUUGGUGUUCUGUGUGAUAUUCGCCACACCUCAUGGGGUACCGGCGGACAGAGUUUCAAGGUCGCCACACAUCAUUUUCAUUAUGGCAGACGACCUUGGUUGGAACGACGUGAGUUUUCAUGGUUCACGGCAGAUCCCGACGCCGAACAUAGACGCGCUGGCCGCGAUGGGCGUCAUUUUGCAACGACACUACACGGCCACACUGUGCACGCCUUCCCGUUCCGCGUUGUUUACGUCAAUGAACCCGGCACGAAGCGGUGUGGGCUAUGGCGUGCUCGUGCCAGCCGCCAAGGCCGCCGUUCCGUUGGAGUUCGAGUUCCUGCCACAGCGAUUUAAGCGCCUCGGAUACAGAACUCAUAUGGUGGGAAAGUGGCAUCUGGGAUACAAGAGCGUCGAGUACACGCCAACAUGGCGCGGCUUCGACACGUUCUUCGGCUACUACAAUGGCGAAAUAUUCUAUUUUAAUUACACUGACGUAGAUACAGAAGGCCAUUGCGGCUUGGAUCUCUGGCGCAACGUUGGUCAUUCAACGCAAGCUGUCACCGGUCUUAAGGGCACGUACUCGACGCAAGCCUUCACAGAAGAAGCAAAACGCAUUAUUGCCGACCACAAUACUGAAGAGCCUCUAUUUCUUUACCUGAGCUACCAAGCAGUUCAUUCCUCCAGCGUGGGUAACAAGCCCGAGGCACCACAAGAGGUCGUGGAUAAAUACGCGUACAUCGCAGCCCAGAACCGCAGCGUCUUUGCAGGCGCACUCGACGUUCUUGACCGCUCCGUGGGUGAAGUUUUAUCGGCGCUUCAGUCACGUGGUAUGCUUGCCGACAGCGUGGUGGUGUUCACUAGUGAUAAUGGUGCUGGGCCCCUCGAGGCGUCAGAAAAUCCCAACGCCGGCAACAACUGGCCCUUGCGUGGCUCCAAGGAAUACAUGUGGGAAGGAGGAAUGCGGGUACCCGCGUUAUUAUGGUACGGACGACUGAACAGCUCUGAGCCACGACGACCGUCGCAGCAGCUGAUACACAUCGUCGACUGGGGGCCUACCCUCUACGCGGCAGCAGGCGGGAAUGUCUCGGACCUCGGUGACGUAGACGGAAAGAACCUCUGGGAGGCAUUGACCACGUUCAAGGACAUCGGACGCGAAGACGUCAUUCUGGAGAUCGAAGGUCGGAACCAGGCGGCGGCUAUAAUAUCCGGCAGGUACAAGCUGGUAAACCGGUCCGAGGAACCUUGUGAACCGUAUCUCAGCAGUCGAGUGCCCCCGCCAGAAGGGGAGCCUCCCAAAAGUCUCGAUCUGGACGCCCUUAUGGAGACAUCCGAGGCAUGGAAAGCACUGCAGGAAGCGACCGUCCACUCGGACCCGCGCUUCUGGUCUGAGUCUAGACCCAACUGGCGCCAACAGGCAAUUAUUGCGUGCAGCGCCAACGGCGAGCCGGCGGUCAAUUUUGAUCCGUGUGACACCGUAUUUGUCUUCGACAUCUUCAACGACCCGUGCGAGCUCAACAACCUGGCGUCGUCCCAGCCAGAGAACGAUUUGGCAUCCUCCACUAAAGGUUAUGGCUACGGUGGAGCUGGGAGCAUAGGUACACCAGGUCGGGACACCCAGGGAGGCUUGACCGGCAUCUUCACCAUCAGAGCCUUGUGA